CUCAAAGUCAAUAGUCCAUUCCUAGUUGGUACUAGUCCAAGUAACAUAUCAAACCGUGCCAAAGAAAAUCUAUAUAACCAUAGUGUAAAAUAAUACUUAAUACCUAUACGUAAACACUGCGUUAUAACUUUCAGUUCUUUUUUGAAGCCACAAGUACUGGAACAAAAUAUUAUUGAACGAUAAGCCUUGUUGAAUUAAUUUAUUGUUUCUGCAGUGGUGGUAAAUAAUGUCCCCCUAAGAAAAUACAAUAUAACAAUUCGUUCUUAGAGUGCCAAUAAUAUAAUAACGGCAAUUCACGGUUAUAAUUUAGAUAAAGAUUAUUAUUAUUGUGUAAAGAUAAAGGAUUUUAUUGACGGAAGGUUAUAGAAAGACGUGUGGAAAACUUAUCUACUCAUUACGCUUUGAAGUGUGGUACUUAGUGCCUGUACUCAACCGAAGGAAAAUGACUAAGGAUUUGGUGGAUUUCAAGAUUCGUGAAGAAUGCGAGAUCUUUCAUCUAUCAGAAAAGCAGUGCAGGGAGAUAAUGAGCAGACUUCACAAUGACCUUGUCAAAGGUCUUGGAAAAAACUCACAUGCCAAUGCAAUAGUUAAGUGCUGGAUCACAUACAUUCAAGAUUUACCUAAUGGAAAAGAACGUGGCAAAUUCUUGGCUUUAGAUUUAGGAGGAACAAACUUUAGAGUGCUUAUAAUAAACCUAGGUGAAAAUCACUUUGACAUGCAAUCAAAAAUCUAUGCUAUACCAAAUCACAUCAUGACAGGUACAGGUCUAGCUCUAUUCGACCACAUUGCCGAGUGCUUAGCUAAUUUUAUGAAGGAACAUGGCGUGUAUGAAGAACGGCUGGCCCUCGGUUUCACGUUCAGUUUCCCGUUAAAACAACUGGGGCUUACUAAAGGCAUCCUGCAGCGUUGGACCAAGGGGUUCUCAUGUUCAGGGGUUGUCGGCGAAGACGUCGUGCAAGGACUCAAGGACGCAAUCGCUAGACGCGGGGACGUCCAGAUUGAUAUAUGCGCUAUUCUGAAUGACACAACGGGCACAUUGAUGUCUUGCGCGUGGAAAAACCACAACUGCAAGAUAGGACUCAUCGUUGGUACAGGCAGCAAUGCUUGCUACGUGGAGAAGACAGAAAAUUGCGAGUUGUUUGAUGGCGAGCCAGGCAAGCCGGAAUUACUGAUCAACACGGAAUGGGGUGCCUUCGGCGACGACGGCACCUUGGACUUUAUAAGGACAGAGUUCGACCGAGACGUCGACACCAAUUCCAUCAAUCCCGGCAAACAGAUCCAAGAAAAAAUGAUAUCGGGCAUGUACAUGGGUGAGCUGGUUCGCCUGGCGCUCGUGAAGUUUACACGGAUGGGGCUGCUCUUCGGAGGCCGCGGCUCGGACAUGCUUUACCAGAGGGGCAGUUUCUACACCAAAUACGUGUCCGAGAUCGAGUCUGACAAAGCGGGCGACUACACUAGCUGUAUGGAAGUUCUUGAAGAACUCGGUCUGUCGCACGCGACGGAGGCUGACAUGGCGGGCGUGCGGCACGUGUGCGAGGCGGUGUCGCGGCGCGCGGCGCACCUGGUGUCGGCCGGCAUUGCCACGCUGCUCAACAAGAUGGCGGAGCCGCGCGUCACGGUCGGCAUCGAUGGCUCCGUGUACCGAUUCCACCCGCACUUCCACGCGCUCAUGUGCGACAGGAUCGCGCAGCUGGUGCGCCCAGGCUUACAGUUCGAUCUAAUGUUGUCGGAGGACGGUAGCGGCCGCGGCGCGGCGCUGGUGGCGGCCGUGGCGUGCCGGCAGCGCGAGGCGCUGGCGUAGACAGUUCACAGCCCUAGUGACGUGCCUCGGCCUUCGCUCGCUACAGAUCACACCCGAACCCAAGCCUCAACCUCCAAUACCUCAAUACACACUUGUAACUAUUGAGCGGCCGAUUUACGUAUGCACUUUUAAAAUCUGUCAGUUACAUACAAAAUAAUAUCGUGUGGCCUCUCGCACACAUGGUUUAUAUGUAACUGACAGAUGUCAAAACGCAUACUUAAAACGGUUGCUCUGUAAUGUGGACUAUACUGCCGUGGUAAUCGAGAGGGUAAUUCGUGGAGUCAAAAGAUCGUUUUUUUUUAAAUUACAUUUAUGGAAUGUGUGUCAAACGAACUUUCCUCCUUUCUGGGUUUUUAAGCCUUAUGCAACAUGAAAAUAGAGCUAGCUUUUUCACAAGCACAAAAUAAUAGAGCAGUACUUUAAACUCCGUUUUCCCUUAACCACCUUUUCUGGCUUAGGUUUACAGCCAUCGCGAUUACCACGUCAGUAUAGUGCUAAUUUGGUUUUACACAAUCUCUAAACUAAACUAAACAGAUUCUUAAACAUUAUACUAACAAACUUAAAACUAUUGCUAUCCUUUUCCGUAGAGAACAUUGUGGAAAGGAUAGUAUAAGUUUAAGAACUGUCAGUUUAGUUUGAUUUAGAGAUUGUAAUUUCUACGGUUCGAGACACACUUCGAAUUUGGACGUACUUUUUUUUAAAUCAGUGUAUGAUUAUUAUUUUAAACCCGUUGUGCCAGAUCUUUUUUCCACGCACUUGUAAAUUGUGGAAUAAAUUGCUUCGGCGUUGUUCCCACUGGAUUUUAAUAUGGGGUUAUUCAAGGGUUUGAUCAACAAAUUCCUGAAAAACUAGUAAAGCGUUGGCAGUUCCUUUGAUACUGCAAAUGUUAUGGGCGACGGUAAUCGCUUAACGUCAGGGGACCCGCUUGCUCGUUUGCUCCCUAUUUAUAUAUUUAUUUUAAAAUUGUUAGUAAAAUACAAGUUUACAACUAUUUAUAAAAAUCAGAAAGGUAAGUUGAUACGUCCAAAUUCGAUAUUGUUGCGCGGGCCUUUAGACCAUUACUUAUACUGCCGCUUUUUUAAUUAAAAAAAUCGUGUCACAUGAAACAUUUGUAUUUUUGUACAAAACAAAACAAGAUAUUAUGAAUUUUAUAUGGAUAACUAUUGAGGUUUUGUUGAUUUGGCAAGGCGUGUUACAUGUAUGAUAGAUCCAAUCACCGCCGAAUCUUUAUCUACACACUACCUAUAGGUACGUACAUACGUCGGUAACUGCAGUAUGCUUAGUAUGAGAUUAAACAUCUCACCAACUCAGGUUUCGAGCGUCAAAACUCAACGUCAAAGUAAAAUGGACUUAAAAAUUCUUGAUUUAUAGUAAAGAAGAAAACUUGAAAAGUUCAUAUUUAUUUCGCGCAACGUUUCCGCUUGGAGCGCUGGCUGUAGAUAUAUGGACAAACUUGAACUUUAAAAAUAGGAUCUGAAGGUCCAUUUUAGUUUAACGCUGAAGCGUUUCGACACUCAAAUUAUAUUAAAGUUGGUGAGCUGGUGUAAAUAAUGUUAUACUAAAGCCUACAGUGCCUAAUGCUAAAGUUGCGCUAUGGGACUCAAAGUACCAUUUUGUGUAGCUAUAGAGCAUAGACUGUUCCAUCGGAAAAGAUUAUAGAAGGUGGUUUAGUAAAUUAUUGAUACUGUAAAUGAUAAUAAUGACGCAGAUCGGUUUCGUUUAGUAUUUAGUCUUAAAGAGUUGCCACUGUGUGCUUGGAGGCUGGACACAGUUAAACUGUGAGCUCUCUGUUGGAUAGUAAAAUGUGUUGUUUCACUAUUGCAGUCUUGUUACAAAAUAUUUUAUUAUUUAUUUGUCCUAUGAGGUAAAAAUGUCUUAAAUUCAAAGGUGUUUUUGUUGUUGUUAAAUAAAUUAGUUCAAUAAAGAAAUUAAAUAGUUUUAUGGAUAGACACUAAGAUUUUAAGAAGCUAAUAUUUUGUACUUAUUAAAUUACUACAAAUAACUUAGAUUAAUCUAGUCACCAAAUCUUUUAAAAUAUUGGCUAGGUAUUAUAUUUUGGAACAGAAAAAUGUGUACUUUUUACGGCAUUUGUAAGUCGCGCAAUAAAGAUACUUAUGUACGUAUGGGAACAUAUGUUUUUGAGACUGAUUUAAAAAUUAGACCAUCCAUGGCCAAUCCAUACCUACUCUCGAUCUUAGUGUCAAUCUUUUUCGGCCACAUUGUGCAUUUGAUUUUGUUAAAUCUCUACCAACUUGCGAGUUGCGGUAUGUACUUUCAAGAACCAUAAUAUUAUUUACUAUGGCUGUGUUUUUUCAAAAUGGAUCUAUUUGACUGGUAGGACAGUCACUAUUAUGUACCUAUUAUUUAAAGUAUAAGUAAACUGCCACGGGACUUUUCUAAACAAGCUUAUUAGCACCUGACUAGCUAAAUAAUUAUAUGACAGCAUGUUUAUCGAUUACGAUUUUAGCGUUCAAUUGAAUAGAUCGCUUAAAUAAAAAAAUGUGGAAAUGACUGAAUCUACCAAAUUUUUGAAAUAAUAUGGAUCAUUGUCUAAGUUCGAACUUAUUAAUUUAUUAGAUUUUUUUAAAUUAGUGUUAUUACUUAAAGCACGAUUAUCAUUAUAAAAUGGAGAAUUUUUAUCUGUGCUAAUUUAUAUGAAGAAUUAGCUUGAAAUCAAACUUGUAAUAUCGACCCGUUACGUAGGUAAGUUAUUUUGGUUCUUGCAAGUUGCGUUUCACGAGUGCGCGUGGCUCAAGCUUGUUUUAAAUCUUAUGGGUGUAAGAUAAUGUAAACGUGUGCGUUUGCGAACGCUUGCUCACAUCAGGCAGACACGUACACUGACGCAAUGUGCUUUUACACGAACGUAACCACAAGUAAAGUUACAGCGCUCGUGAAUCGCAAGAAAUAUAAAUACAAAAGCAAUAAAUAUAGGAAUCUCAUUUGCUGGCAAUUCACUACAUUGAUUAUUAUUAUUGUUGUAGAAUCAUUUAGAUCAUUCCAUUAAACAAAUAAAAAACCUAUAUUUUGAUUUGGAUACCAUGGUAGACCAUGAUAGGAAUGUUUCUUAAUACAUAUUAUGAAUUAAUGUGUUAUUUUUGGACACAAUAUUUCUUCAAAGAUAUUAUACUAUCUUUAAAUGACUUUCAUAUAUCAGUGUAACAAAUAUAUUUAUUAUUUCACUAUGUAUAGUCAUCAAUUAUAAUACAUUGUAAUAGAAAAUUCAGUUCAAUUAAGUAUAGGUAUGGUUUCUAUAAAUUAGUGGUUAAAAUGUUUUUUUUUUUUUUGUUUUAGAUAUUAUAGAUACUUACCUAUUUUUAAGUGAUUUUUUAAAUAUUUUACUGUGAUAGAACUAGGGAAUAUUGUAAAAAUAUUUACGUUUUAGUUUUGUGAUUAAAGCGUACAUAACCCAAUAUCGAUGUCCACGCUGGUCUCACUAGAGCAGGGCCUGCGGGUCCCCACAAACAGAUUGACAGGUUUAAAAGCCUGCUAUACAUUUCUUAAGAUUUUGUAUUGAUAACAAUAUGUGCUUAAUCGAUGUUUGCCUUUCGCCACCUACGAAAGUGGUAGAUGUCAGCUAUAAUUCCUUUUUUGAGAGAGAUGAGAGUGUAAGCCUUUGCCCAACAAUGGAAUAUUCAAACAUAUAUACAUUAUACAUAUUAUAUGCUGUUACAACUUUACGCACAUGGAUAAUGUAAAGUAUAGUAUGUACUGAAAUAAAUUGUUGGGAAAUUACUUACCUCCCUACUGCAAAAUAAAAUUUUACUUUCAAGCAAUAUAAGAAGGAAAUAUUGUCAAUAUUCUCACUGCGUAAUUGACGCUCUAAGAUAAUUGCAAAUAUAUACCUAAGUAUUUAAAGUGUAACCUUCAUGCGAUAUUACAUCAUUACACUACUUAAUAUAGUUCCUAGUUAAAAUUAGGUGCAUUUUAUUUUAAGAUUAUUUCAAUAAUAAUUUUUAUUGCAUCGAGCGUAACAUAGCCUAAGUAGAUAGUUUGUGUUAAUAUCAGUGCUUAUAUUAUAUGUAUGUAAUUUUGUUGAAUUCUGUAUAUUUUUAAAGAAUUAUCUUUCAAUAUCAGUAGGUGCAUACCUUAAUAAGUAUAAACCAAUACAUGCAACCAAUUGGGAAAAAUUCCAUAAACAUUUUGGUUGUUACAUUUAAUAAUAAUACAUAAGUAAAGAAGUCCUAGUACUCAAAUAUACUACGCUUUCUAAAGUUAUACAAAAUGUUGUUAGCUGAUUUGUUGGUUUUAUUUCUGUAGAUUUGCUUUCAACGUUUUGCUCAAAAUUUUUGUUUUUUUUAAUACCUGUCACCUAUUUAUUUAUUAUUUAUGAGCAAAUAACAAUAAGUAAGAAUGAAGGCAAUGGAAAGAAUGUCAUGUCCCUAACUUUCUGCUUAAAAUGGAAGUUUUAUACAUUCCACGUGACUAAUGGAAGGCAUUAAUGUCAUUUGAUAGGACUCUGGAUUACUUGCGAUGUAGUUAAGAAGCAGAAAUCUACAUAUCGCCACCCAAGGAAAUGUUUUAGAAUGUUUGUAAUUCGAUUAUUACCUAUGUAUGACAAAAUAAGUAAUACCAAUGUGACCUAAAAUAUUCAAUUUGUAUUAUUUUUAAAGUAAUCUUUUGAGCAGUCUUAAAAAUAUUUUAUAAAUACUAUUUAAUUAAGUAAUUUAUAAAAUGAUAUUGAAUUCACAAAAUAUUAAUUAUAUUUAGUUAGCUCUAAAUCAGGAGCUAAAUAAUGUUAAUAAUUGCAAAAUAAAUUUUUAAAGAAUAA
Messenger RNA from Maniola jurtina (meadow brown), 6569 nucleotides. RefSeq names its product hexokinase type 2 (gene Hex-A). The record is from RefSeq and is a predicted model, not a curated record. Gene Ontology annotation, biological process: glucose 6-phosphate metabolic process; glycolytic process; intracellular glucose homeostasis. Gene Ontology annotation, molecular function: ATP binding; mannokinase activity; fructokinase activity. Gene Ontology annotation, cellular component: mitochondrion; cytosol. Bases 443 to 1801 code for a protein of 452 amino acids. NCBI's taxonomy places the organism in Eukaryota, Metazoa, Arthropoda, Insecta, Lepidoptera, Nymphalidae. The transcript is spliced from 9 exons.